CAGCAUAAAACCAAGAGAGAGACAGAUUUUUUAGGCUGGGCUUUACAAUCAGCAUAUGGUCGUGAGACGCUCAACGCUGAAACAUUGCAAAGAAGAAAACGAUAGAAACAAAGGAGAGGAACGAGAGCGCGCUGAGACACUGGGGUUGCUGUUUGAAUGAGCUCAGUGAAGUCUCUCCCGGGACACAGUAUGUGACGGGGGGUGCAUAAAACGUCACUACACCUGCUGCGGGCUGGAAUAAAUGCACGAUAGAGAGAGAAAGAGAGAUGUCUCGUUUUCACUUUCUCAUUCGCACUAUAAAGAGCUUGCCAAGGCAACUCCACGUGAAUCAGAUUUCUGGGAAUAAUCGUCUGUUUGGAUAAGAAGGUUAUUGGGCGGAAAGAAAACAAACAACAAUGCCCCAACGACGCACCAUUCAUUCCUGGCGCUGCCUCUUGUUCACGCGGUCGUGCGGUAUUUCCCGGUUGAUUCCCAUUAUUGGAGAGUGUCAGUAGUAGGCGGUGACCGGAGCUGCAUGCCUGCUGCCGGUGUCUCGAGCUUACCCGAUUCCUACAGCCUGCCCCCGGUGUAGAUAUGACUUCCUGGCUACAUAAAUACGGUUACCCGAGUCUGCAUUGCGUGCUGCUCUGCGUGGUAUUGGCCGCUAACAUCAUCGGCGGGAGCUCUCAUUCCGGUGAGCCUGUAUGUUCGUCUCCUCCUGUCUCUUCGUGUUCAGAGUGCCUCCGACGCGGACCACAGUGUGCCUGGUGCUUUGAGGCGGGUUUCCUGGAUGGAGCGGAGGUGGGAGAGCGCUGCGACCUGGUGGGGAACCUGGCGAGGAGGGGGUGUGGCCUAGAGUUCAUAGAGCAUCCAGAGGUCAUGGUGGAGGUCAAUGCUACGACCAGCAGCACUCAGGUGUCACCGGGAGAGAUCACCCUCACACUCAGACCAGGUGCUGAGGCCAGUGUGAUAGUAGCAGUACAACAGUUAGAGAGGUAUCCUGUUGAUCUGUACUACCUGGUGGACGUAUCAGCAUCCAUGCAGGAAAACCUGGACCAGCUGAAGACGGUGGGCGUAGCCUUGUCCCACCGUAUGAGAGAACAUUCCAGUGAUUUGCGUCUGGGGUUCGGCUCCUUCGUUGACAAACCUGUCUCCCCCUACAUCAAUGUACACCCCUCUAAGAUAAAUAACCCCUGCAGUGACUAUGAGGUGAAGUGUCGCCCAGCCCAUGGCUUCCACCAUGUUCUUAGUAUGACGGCAAACAUGUCAGAGUUUACACGCAUCAUCAAGAGACAGAGGAUAUCAGGCAACAUGGACACACCAGAGGGAGGGUUAGACGCUAUGCUCCAAGCUACUGUAUGUCAGGGUGAGGUGGGUUGGCGUGGGGAGGCCAAGCGUCUGUUGUUGUUGAUGACAGACCAGCCUUCUCACCUGGCGUUGGACAGCAGACUGGCUGGUAUAGUCACACCCCAUGAUGGCCUCUGCCAUCUGGAGAACAACAUCUAUAUGGAGAGCACUACCAUGGACCAUCCCAGUUUAGGCCUGUUGGCUGAGAAGCUUCUAGAGAACCACAUCUACUCUCUCUUUGCUGUGGAACAACUACAAUAUCAGUGGUAUGAGGAGUUGGUCAGGUUGCUACCAGGCUCCAAUCUUCUGUUCCAGGCUCCCAAACUUAUAGACGUGGUGGUGGAUGCAUACAAGAGGUUGUUGUCAGUUGUCCAGGUGUCUGUGUCAGUGGAGGACAGAGCAUUCAGCCGUUUCCUGGUCAGCGUCUCUCCUCUCUGUCCAGAAGGAUCUGUAUCCCACGACAACCGCAGCUGCUCCAACGUCCAGCCCAACCAGACGGUCUACUUCAACAUCACCAUCGGUCUGCACUCCUGUCCUGAUGAUGAUGAUGAUGACGUGGUCCAGGUCUUCGUCAGGCCCGUGGGUUACAAUGAGUCAUCCAUCAUCAAGGUUCACUCACGAUGUCGCUGUCACUGUGGACCGGACUGGCAUUGCCACGACGAUACCACACAUCAGUCAACGUGUGGUGAGGUCACCCCAGAUACAGACGGUAAUAAUCAAGACAUGAACAAUCGGGACAUGCACACACACACACCGGACUUAGACCCAGAGCACACACCCACACGCCCUCACACACACACACCGGACCUAGACCCAGAGCACACACCCACACGCCCUCACACACACACACCGGACCUAGACCCAGAGCACACACCCACACGCCCUCACACACACACACCGGACCUAGACCCAGAGCACACACCCACACGCCCUCAUACACACGGACCGGACCUAGACCCAGAGCACACACCCACACGCCCUCAUACACACGGACCGGAGUGGUCACGACAGUGUCGUGCGGAGGGAUCAGGGGUGGACUGUAACGGUCGGGGAGUGUGUGUGUGUGGGAAAUGUGUGUGUGAGAGGAACAGUCUAGGAACAGUGUAUGGACAGUACUGUCAGAUGGACGACUACUCCUGCCCCUACCAACACGGACUACUGUGUGGAGGGCGAGGUAUGUGUGUGUCUGGUGAUUGUGUAUGUGAAGAGGGCUGGACAGGAGAGAGCUGCAGGUGCCCAGUCUCUACGGCAAUCUGCCUGUCCGACAACGGGUUGCUAUGCAGCGGGCGUGGCAGGUGUGUGUGUGGCAGAUGUGUGUGUGACAACCAUCAAUAUUCCGGAGCAUUUUGUGAGAGAUGUCCCACCUGCCACAGCUCCUGUCAGUCACACUGGAGGUGUAUAGACUGUCACUUGUCUCACGGUCUGUCUCAGAGAGAGGCUGGGGAGUGCAACCAUACCUGCAUCCCAUUAGUGGGUUACGUCAAUGAUGUCACAGUCCUACUAGGCCAGGUAUGGAGACAGUGUGUGUAUAAGAAAGACAACUGUUACUAUCGCUUCCACACUGCACUUGUCUCAGGAAAUACUCUUCUACAUUUCAACACACAACCUGAGUGUGUAUCCAGUAGGCGGUAUGUGGGGACCUUCCUCAGUGUGUGUGUGUUGACAUUCCUCCCUGGCUUGGUGAUGCUGGCUGUGCUGGUGCUACUCCUGCACAGACGAUCUUUGCCACAGGGUGGCGCCACUGAUCAACAAUACAACCCCACUGGCAAGGAUCUGUCACACGUCCCAAAGACCAAUGAGAAGACGGUAUCCUACAGGAGGGACCUCCCCCCGGGCCCUGACCGACCAAUGGAGAUGCAUAUCACCGUUCCCAAGAUGCCCCUGGGCGAACCCUGGCAGUAAGGGGUCAGGGGUUAGAGGUCAACGGUUGAAGUGGGCCAAUGCUGACCGGUACAAAAAAGCAGCAACUCUAAUGUUAUACUGCUUGAGAACCGGCACCUGUGAAAAGCAGGUACAGUAAAAUGACAGUGAGCAGGGCAACAGGAAUCUUCUCUCAGUACACUUGCACUGGUUCCAGGUUAGGGGAAGGAUAUGAAAAACUGGACAGAGUAACACUCCAAACAGGAGGCUUGUUACUGAUACUGUAAUAUUAUGUGGCUUUAUGGACUGGCAGCCAUUGAAAGGUACUGAACAUUGAUCGAUUUAUCAAUGCUAAAUAUUUAUGCUUUUAUUACAGAGAACACUACAAGUUUAUUAGUUUACUUGAUCUCUCUCUCUCUACUCAACCUGUAUGUCCUGUGUUAGCUGGCCACCUAGUGGUCAGUGGUGAAACGACAUAACAGAAUGGGAUGAAUGAAUAAUUGGAUGAAGGAAUGAAUGAAUGAAUGAAGGAAUGAAUGAAUGGUGAUCUUGCACCAGCAGUAACGUGUGAAUAUGUGACACUCCACAAUCAUUACCUUUUUUUUUUUACCUACCGCCAGAUCUACUUGAUUUCUUUAUUUGAUGUGCCUGGCAUAACUGGAGUUUUGAGAGGACAGGUAGCCUCCAACCGUUGUUAAUGUACAGUACCAGUAUCUAGUUUUAAUAUUUGAAACAAGCAUUAAUUUUAAAUUAGCAUACUUGUGGAGAGACAGAGUAGAGAUUUGCACUAGCAUCGUUACGUAGCAUGAUAGGUCGUAGUGUUGUCAGACUACUGAGCGCUAAUUGGCUCCUGAACUAUUGGGAAGGCUGCUGAUUGGCUCCUAAACUACUGGGAAGGCUCCUGAUUGGAUCCUGAACGUUCCAUAUUACACUUCUAUCUGCAAGAAUUCCAGUAAACAAAACUAUGAAUAAUAUUUAAUAAUGCAUUUGUUGCAUGUUCAGUUUUUCUUUACAUCUGAUGUUUUGAUGUUUACAGCAUUCAUUAGCUGCUAAUUUAUUUAGUCCAUAACACUAAUAUUAUUAUUUAUUGUGAUUUAUUUAAAAAAAAAUGUUUUAUUGUAAUUUUUGUAUUCUAUUUUUAAUUAAAGGUACUGACUGGCUACAGGGCUGUGAUAUUACAGGAUUGUAGCUCAAUGUUAAAUGAAUCAGCAAUUAUAAAAAUGAUCUCUCUAACUGGCAGACUUGGGUCAAAUACUUUCAAAAAGUGGUAUCACAUUAUUAGAAUGGUACCCAUUGUCUCACGUCAGAAAGCUUGACAACCUUGUCUGCAUAGUUCAUGGCCAGUCUGAAGACAAUGAAGGACACCUACAGCACAUUUGGAAAGUAUUCGGACCCCUUCACUUUUUCCACAUUUUGUUUACGUUACAGCCUUAUUCUAAAAUUGAUUAAAUUAUUUAACUUUCGCCCCAGUCUGAGGUCCUGAGCGCGCUGGAGCAGGUUUUAAUCAAGGAUCUCUCUGUACUUUUCUCCGUUCAUCUUUCCCUCGAUCCUGACUAGUCUCCUAGUCCCUGCCGCUGAAAAACAUCCCCACAGCAUGAUGCUGCCACCACCAUGUUUCACCGUAGGGAUGGUGCCAGGUUUCCUCCAGACGUGACGCUUGGCAUUCAGGACAAAGAGUUUAAUCUUGGUUUCAUUAGACCAGAGAAUCUUGUUUCUCAUGGUCUGAGAGUCCUUUAGGUGUGUUUUGGUAAAGUUCAAGUGGGCUGUCAUGUGCCUUUUAUUGAGGAGUGGCUUCCAUCUGGCCACUCUAUCAUAAAGGCCUGAUUCGUGGAGUGCUGCAGAGAUGGUUGUCCUUCUGGAAGGUUCUACCAUCUCCACAGAGGAACUCUGGAGCUCUGUCAGAGUGACUAUCGGGUUCUUGAUCACCUCCCUGACCAAGGCCCUUCUCCCCCGAUGGCUCAGUUUGGCCGGGCGGCCAGCUCUAGGAAGAUUCUUGGUGGUUCCAAACUUCUUCCAUUUAAGAAUGAUGGAAGCCACUGUGUUCUUGGGGACCUUCAAUGCUGCAGAAUUAUUUUGGUACCCUCCCCCAGAUCUGUGCCUCGACACUAUUCUGUCUCGGAGCUCUACGGACAAUUCCUUCAACCUUAUGGCUUGGUUUUUGCUCUGACAUGCACUGUCAACUCUGGGACCUUAUAUAGACAGGUGUGUGCCUUUCUAAAUCAUGUCCAAUCAAUUGAAUUUACCAUAAGUGGACUCCAAUCAAGAUGAAUCCAUUUUAGAAUAAGGCUGUAAUGUAACAAAUUGUGGGAAAAGGAAAGCGGUCUGAUUGCGUUCCGAAUGCUCUGUACAUAAGGAUUUCGUUACAGGUGCAUAACCCACAAAUAAGUCAUCCAUAAGCAGUGAUUACGUUUUUUACAAAAUUCUUAUGUCAAGUUGAUCAUUUUAGCACAUCAGUCAGUUUGUGCGGUACAAUGAAACUAAUGCAAUAGUCCCAAAAGUUCAAACUCAAAGCUAAAUUAAAGCUCUAGCUAUUUGACAUGUAUUUGACCUCAGACUGCUAACUGGGCAUUGUGUUUGUAUAAUAAAAGCACGUUUGUGUAUAUUUUCUGUAAAUGCAUGUGAUUAAGAGUUCCUGUAACAUGAAUGUUUUAAUGAAAUGAUUAAGUGUUAGAUUUGAACUGAUGUCUAACUCCUUCUGAUUCUUUAUAAACCUCGUGUGUUCACUCAUUAGUAAAUGUAUCAUAAGCUGAAGUGACUAUCCAUUCAUUGAGUUUAUUAGACAGUGCAAUAGACAUUCAGCCACACCACACACCAAUGCAAUUGAAGACAUAUGACCUAGUCAUAUUUUACAAAAUAGAGUUGAUGCACAAGAAUAAAGCAGGAAAGCAUGUGGUCUUUUCUAUUCCUUCA
Messenger RNA from Oncorhynchus nerka (sockeye salmon), 6096 nucleotides. RefSeq names its product integrin, beta 8 (gene itgb8). Gene Ontology annotation, cellular component: cell surface; integrin complex; focal adhesion. Gene Ontology annotation, biological process: cell migration; integrin-mediated signaling pathway; cell adhesion mediated by integrin. The transcript is spliced from 16 exons. Gene Ontology annotation, molecular function: integrin binding. NCBI's taxonomy places the organism in Eukaryota, Metazoa, Chordata, Actinopteri, Salmoniformes, Salmonidae. The coding region runs from base 574 to 3228 and encodes 884 amino acids. The record is from RefSeq and is a predicted model, not a curated record.